Messenger RNA from Centruroides sculpturatus (bark scorpion), 386 nucleotides. RefSeq names its product ikitoxin-like. Gene Ontology annotation, cellular component: extracellular region. The coding region runs from base 42 to 350 and encodes 102 amino acids. NCBI's taxonomy places the organism in Eukaryota, Metazoa, Arthropoda, Arachnida, Scorpiones, Buthidae. Gene Ontology annotation, molecular function: toxin activity; sodium channel inhibitor activity. The transcript is spliced from 2 exons. The record is from RefSeq and is a predicted model, not a curated record.
CAGAAGAUUAAUGCAGUACAUUCAGAAGUUUAGAUAGAAACAUGAACGUUGCACUCUUGUUCCUGAUAACAUUAUCCUUGGUGUUGAUACAUAACGCCGAAUCGAAGAAAGAGAUUCCGGGCGGUUAUCCUAUAAAUCGAUUCGAAUGUACUUACGAAUGUGCUCACGCUGACACGGACCAUAUUCGAUGCAAGAAUUUGUGUAAAAAAUUGGGAGGAAGUUGGGGAUAUUGUUAUUGGAAUACCUGUUACUGCGAAUAUCUUCCAGAUUCAGUGCCUCAGAAAAAUAGUAUUGAGGUUUUUAGCUGUGGAGCCACUAUCGUUGGAGUGCCUGAUACCGAACAACAGUAAAGAAUUGUUGAAAUAAAAUAAAAUAUAUUAGGCCAG